CACACACAGCCACGGCACAGAGGAGACGCAGACUUUCACACAGCAUCAUGGCCGUCACGCUCUGUCAGGUGCUGGGCCUCAUCCUGAGUUUGAUAGGGUUGGUGGGAAUCAUCGCUGCCACAGCAAUGGACCAGUGGGCCACAGAGGACCUCUCCGACAGCAUUGUGACGGCCGUGUACUCGUACUCAGGCCUGUGGAGGUCAUGCGUCCGGCAGAGCUCCGGCCUAACUGAGUGCCGACCUUAUUAUACCAUUCUGGGGUUGCCAGCUCUGCUCCAGGCCGUCCGGGCCUUGAUGAUUGUGGGAAUCAUCCUCGCAGCAAUUGGCUGUCUGAUCGGCAUAUUUUCACUGAAGUGCUUGAAAAUGGGGAACAUGGAGGACAAAAUGAAAGCCAUAAUGACUCUGACGGCCGGGAUCAUGUUUCUCGUCGCAGGUAUCUGUGGCAUCGCUGGAGUCUCAGCCUUUGCUAACUUGAUUGUGCAAAGUUUUCGCUUCACAACGUACACUGAGGAGUUCAACAUUUAUGGAGGAACAGGCAUUGGUGGACUCUCAGCAGGUCUGACUCCGAGAUAUACGUUUGGCCAGGCUCUUUUCGUGGGCUGGAUUGGUGGUGCCAUAUUGGUCAUUGGCGGCAUCAUGAUGAGCCUGGCGUGUCGUGGAAUGACUCCAGAGAAGAAUGAGCGCUACAAUGGAAUGGCCUACAAAGCUGCGUCUCAACAGGCCUUCUACAAGUACGACACCAGACCCCGUCCAGUCUUUAAUGAUUCACACAAGGCUCAGAGUGUGGAGGGAAGACAGUCAAACCAGAGAGUUGAUUAUGUGUAGCUUAUUAUUAUCUAUUUUUGACAUACAAAUACUGUAUCAUGAAGUAUAAGAAAUUAGAUUUAUCUCCAUGUACACAAAUAUCAUUGUGAUAUUUUAAAGUAACUAGCAAACCUAACAGUUAAGUUAGCUUAACUGGAUACAAGCCUUUUUUGUUCUCUGUGUUUUACCUUGUAUGUAGGUAGUUAAUGAAGUUUAGGUAGUUUAUAGUAAAGUUUAUAAUAAAGGUUAGCACCAGUUUUUAGCCUGCUAGCAUUAGAUAGCCAAGAUUUUUACUUGCAUAACUGUUGUGAUAUACUGCCUUUGUAUACUAUAUGAAAUGCACAUUAAACACUCUCUAUAUAAUGAAUAGAAUACAACCCUUAGUUUUUCUAGAUCAGGUUGAUUUAUGGAUUUAUUGUCUUCUCGAGACUAUGUAGUAUACAUAAUUCAAAUAAUUGAAAGAUGAUUUCACACAUAUUGAACAAGUGGGUGGAAAUGUUAAAAAGAUGAAUGAAUCAAUUAAGUUGUUGCAAGUUACCAUAACUCAGUCUGAAACAAAGUGCCCUAAGAGCAUAGACACGUUCACCAGCCUAUUCAUUGAUAUUAUCACAUUAUAUGCUGACAUUCUUGGAAAAAGUCCCCAAUUUCACAAAAACUAAGAAAGAAAAUGCCUUAUUUACAAUUUUACAUGAAGUGAAAAGUUAUUCCUGUAUGCUUAUCUUUAAAUUAGAGCCACUAUAGCCCACCCUUUGCCAGGUGUCGGGAAGACUUUAUGUAAUCGUGGUAACAACCACACAGACAGACAAA
Messenger RNA from Solea solea (common sole), 1610 nucleotides. Its product is annotated as claudin-18-like. Gene Ontology annotation, biological process: cell adhesion; bicellular tight junction assembly. Bases 48 to 824 code for a protein of 258 amino acids. The transcript has 5 exons. Gene Ontology annotation, molecular function: structural molecule activity. The record is from RefSeq and is a predicted model, not a curated record. NCBI's taxonomy places the organism in Eukaryota, Metazoa, Chordata, Actinopteri, Pleuronectiformes, Soleidae. Gene Ontology annotation, cellular component: plasma membrane; bicellular tight junction.